This is a messenger RNA of Ogataea haglerorum, 213 nucleotides long. RefSeq lists its product as uncharacterized. Bases 1 to 213 code for a protein of 70 amino acids. The record is from RefSeq and is a predicted model, not a curated record. The transcript has a single exon. NCBI's taxonomy places the organism in Eukaryota, Fungi, Ascomycota, Pichiomycetes, Pichiales, Pichiaceae.
AUGAUCGCAGAUAUGAUUCAGGCUUCCAGCCAAAGGACUAUAGGCGUGUUUCGCGAUAUCGUGGCUCAACCAAAGAGCAGCACGCCAGCAGUGGCCCAAAAAACCACAAUUAGGGCGCGAAGCGUUGGUGGUAGAUCCGGGACAAAUCACCCAGGGGUAUCAGGACCCACAUAUCGAAUUAGCAGCUAUUCUGGCAGCAAGGCACAAGUCUAA